Messenger RNA from Cladocopium goreaui, 423 nucleotides. The record is from the annotation of a GenBank genome assembly. NCBI's taxonomy places the organism in Eukaryota, Dinophyceae, Suessiales, Symbiodiniaceae.
AUGGAACAGAAGCAGGACUUGUCCUGUGAGGGCUACAUCCAUGAUGGUAUUGACUGGCGAAAUCUGCGGCGGCGCUUUGAGAUCUAUGCAGAUAAGUAUCUGGAUCGGCCGCAACUUCUGGCAGAGGAGUUUGAGAUGGCAAAGAACUAUGCCUUCAGCUACUCUCCAGAGAACAGUUGCAUUUUGGGAGACCUGUCCUUGAGGUUCUUCCUCUGUCUGUGGCUGCGGAGCUGGCAGAGUGUCGAGGGCUCCAAGGGGAUGCUCGCCGAGAUCAUGGAGGAGACUUGGAAGUGGUUCUGGGAUUUGCCACAGACCUGGCAGGAUAGUGCAGGUCAUGGUCCCAAGCACAAGAAGAAGCGUGUGGCGCGCUCAUUGUUCGUUCGUUGGCCCUCCGGGCCACUGAGAGACGGAUCUUCAAAGUAA